AUGGUGAACCUCUUUUCGUCGGCUCUGUCGCUCGUUGCCCUUGUGUCGGCUGCAGUGCCUACCUUGGCUUAUGACUCAGAGUCGCUGAAUGCGCGUCUUGUAUAUGACCCCCAGAUUCUCUACCCGGAUUGCAAGACUGAAUGGACCGUGGGCCAGCGUGUUAAUGUUACUUGGAAUGCGAAAGACAUGCCUCGCCAAUUUAGGAAUCUGACUGGAGUGAUUCGCCUUGGUCACAUUGAAGAGGGAUCGCCUAACGAACACCUUGCUAACACGUUGGCCAAGAACUUCAAGAUGGCAGAUGGUAAUGUGACAUUCACAGUUCCCAAGGUGGAUGAGCGCAACGACUACGUUGUUGUCUUGAUGGGAGACUCGGGUAAUCACUCGCCCAAGUUCACCAUCCAUUCUGCCUAA
Molecule: messenger RNA, 411 nt
Organism: Malassezia restricta
Lineage: Eukaryota; Fungi; Basidiomycota; Malasseziomycetes; Malasseziales; Malasseziaceae
Exons: 1
Coding region: 1-411 (136 amino acids)
Source: RefSeq, a predicted model, not a curated record